This is a messenger RNA of Kalmanozyma brasiliensis GHG001, 1389 nucleotides long. RefSeq names its product Tubulin/FtsZ, 2-layer sandwich domain protein. The record is from RefSeq and is a predicted model, not a curated record. NCBI's taxonomy places the organism in Eukaryota, Fungi, Basidiomycota, Ustilaginomycetes, Ustilaginales. Gene Ontology annotation, biological process: mitotic cell cycle; microtubule cytoskeleton organization. The coding region runs from base 1 to 1389 and encodes 462 amino acids. The transcript has a single exon. Gene Ontology annotation, cellular component: cytoplasm; microtubule. Gene Ontology annotation, molecular function: GTPase activity; structural constituent of cytoskeleton; GTP binding.
AUGCGCGAGCUCAUCACAUUCGCCGUUGGUCAGGCGGGAAACCAGAUCUCGUCCGCCUUCUGGCAAAGCAUCCUCAACGAACACGGUCUCGAUGGCACUGGUCGGUACAUUGGCGAUAAUGAGGAGGAGCAACUCGCCAGGGUAGGCGUCUUCUUUGAGCCCUCUGGUCAGGAGGGCAAGUUCGUCCCACGAUCCAUCCAGGUCGACUUGGAACCGGGCACUAUGGACACCAUCCGAUCCGGUCCACUGGGCAAACUCUUCCGACCCGACAACUACAUCAAUGGCGAAUCCGGCGCUGGUAACAACUUCUCCAAAGGAUUCUACACCGAAGGCGCCGAGCUGCUCGACCAGGUGCUCGAUGUAGCGCGAAAAGAGGCAGAGAAGGCCGACAUGCUCCAAGGCUUCCAGCUCGUCCACUCGCUCGGUGGAGGUACUGGAUCCGGUCUCGGUACCAACUUGCUCACCAAGCUGCGCGAGGAGUUCCCCGACCGAAUGCUCGCAACCUGGUCCGUCCUUCCCUCGCCCAAGGUCUCCGACACCGUCGUAGAGCCGUACAAUGCCACCCUGUCCUUCCACCAGCUCGUCGAGAACUCGGACAUGACCUUCUGUCUGGACAACGAGGCGCUGUACGACAUUUGCCAGCGCACGCUCCGCACCAAGAACCCCACCUAUGCCGAUCUCAACUCGAUCAUCUCCUAUGCCAUGUCCGGUUGCUCCACCACGCUUCGUUUCCCUGGUCAGCUCAACUCGGAUUUGCGCAAGAUGGGUGUCAACCUGGUCCCCUUCCCGCGUUUGCACUUCUUCACCACCGGAUUCGCGCCGCUGGUCGCGCCCGGAUCUAAGGCGUAUCAAUCGCUCAAGACGUCCGAACUCAUCGCGCAGGGGUACGAUCCCAAGAACAUCAUGGCGGCCAUCGAUCCGCGUCAUGGAAAGUACCUCACCGUCGCCGCCAUCUUCCGUGGCAAGGUCAACGCGCGCGAUGUCGAAAACGAGAUGUACAACCUCCGCGAGAAGAAUCCAGCCGGCUUCGUCGAGUGGAUCCCCAACAACGUGCUCACGAGUCUGUGUGACAUUGCGCCACCGCAGCUCAAGAUGUCCGCCACCUUUAUCGCCAACACCACGUCGAUCCAGGAAUUGUUCAAGCGCACGCACGAUCAAUUUAGCCUCAUGUUUAGGAGGAAAGCCUUUUUGCACUGGUACACGGGUGAGGGGAUGGACGAGAUGGAGUUCACCGAGGCCGAGAGCAACCUGAUGGACCUGAUCGCGGAAUAUCAGCAGUACGAGACGGCUGGUAUCGACGAGGACGAGGCGUACGAGGGCGAGUACCAGGAGGAAGGCGCAGCAGACGGCCAGGAGUAUGCCGAUGAUAGCGUCCAGUAUGCGGAAUGA